AUGGGGACUUAUUUUAAGUUUUUUUAUAAAGAGGGGCUUAAUAGAGAGGGGGCUUAAUAGAGAGAAGGGCUUAAUAGAGCUUUUAGGGUAUUUGUUUAUUUUAUGCUUCUUCUGACUUAAAAUUAAUAAAGAAAUAUGGCACAGCAGUUUGGUCAUUUUCAAGAGCCAAAAUGUUAUCUUAUUCACAAAUCAAUCUGCUGCAGAGUAUGGUACUUUUUGACAAGAUCUCACGUGUGCACAGUCUUUUCCGCCACUUUUCUCUUUGCAAAUCUUUUUUUAACUUUACAUAUAGAAUGCAUAGAGGAAUUUUUCUCAAUAUUGUUGUAGAAAAUUAACCAUCAUUUUAAAAUUUGAUGCGCAGCACUACAAUGACCUUGUGCCUGCAUCACCCACACUCUGCAGACCCUGUGCAUGCAUGCAUCAUUAUAAUCUAAUGGGUAAAAUGGAACUUAGGAACAAUUUUAAAAAUGCUAUGUAUGAUUUGAUGCAGGAAAAAUUAGGCCACAACAAUAUUUAGGACAAAAAUCUUUCCAAGAUUCUUGGUACACAGGCAAAUCAGAUUCAGUUUUAUGUAGUUGAGAAUUUCAUGUGAUAAGAACAAAGGAUAACAAGGACAAUGGGGGACCUUAUGUAUCAGUAUGAGAAUGUGGAGGUUGGUGAUCAAGGAGCUUACUCCUCAGGCCAGGAUUUCCAAGAACCAAUAACUUCUGGAUUUGUGAGUGUGAAGACAGAAAUUGAUAUUCCAAUCUUCAAACGAGAAAUAAAAAACUAUCGUCCACCUGCUAAUAUUGUUGAUUUCAAAGUCAGCAAUAACAUCGCUGCUAUUGCCCAUGAAAAUAAUGUGGUUACUCGACUGGACUUGAGCAACCCAUCAGAAGUAGACAAUGUUGAGAUUUCUAAAAGGGCAGAUGACAAAAUACAUAAAAUAUUCCUCGACCCAACUGGCAGACAUCUAAUUGUUUGUAUGCAGUCCCUUGAGUCAUAUCAUCUUGGAAGAAAUAACAAAAAGGCAAAGGCUCUGCAAAAGUUCAAAAGUCACCAAAUAGAAGCAGUUGGUUGGAAUAAAAUAAAUAUGAGUGAAACAGCCACUGGGGAAAUUCUUAUUGGUACCAGCAAAGGGACAAUAUAUGAGACUUCCAUUGAAGCGGAAGAAAAAUUCUUUAUUCAAAUGGGAGCUGAAAGAUAUAUCAAAAUGCUCUAUGAUGUAAACCAAGGAAGAAGAAACGAGGAACCAAUCUCUGGUAUUCAUGUCGAAAGGUUUCCUGGAACUGAGAAACGGAUGUUAGUCAUGGUUGCCACUCCCAGCCAGCUAUAUCAAUUCAUUGGCGAUACUGGUGCAGAAGGGCCUAUUUUUGCACCUGUAUUUGCUGUCUUCGAACCAAAUCCAGCACCUUUCUUGGAAUUACCCGGGACUCUGCAUCACAGUGAUCUGGCCUUCUAUUUUUCAAGGCCAAAGGAACCACCGAAACUCUUUGCGUGGAUAACUGGACCUGGCGUGUAUUUUGGUGGUCUCGAUUUUCAAAGAUCGCAGGCAAAAGAGAACAUCACGCUCGACACACGUCUCUUACCUCCAACAGAACCAAAAUUAAAUGCUCCAUUAAGUAUUGCAGUUACAGAGUUCCACUGUAUCUUGCUAUACCCAGACAGGUUUGAAGCCAUUUGCACAUUGGAUGACCAGGAAGUGUUUGCUGAGCACAUUCCUUCGCGAUUUGGCCGCGCAAUCGGAAUGUGUACAGAUUACGUGAAGAAGACUGUAUGGGUUUUUACAGAGCUUGCUAUUUAUCAAUACGUGAUCAACAAAGAAAGCAGAAAUGUAUGGAGGAUUUACCUUGACCAAGGAAAGUACGAGCUAGCCAAAGAUUACUGCAGAGACCCCGCUCAAACGGACAUUGUGAUUCGGAAGCAGGCUGAACAGUUAUUUAGUGAUAAGCGUUAUGAACAGGCAGCUGCAUUCUACGCCCUUACACAAAUAUCUUUUGAAGAGGUUGCUUUGAAAUUUAUACAAGUGAAGACCCCUGAAGCUUUGAAAACGUUUUUGUUAAAGAAAAUGGUCAAUUUAAAACCACAGGAUCGAACCCAGAUGACAAUGAUUCUUACGUGGCUUAUCGAGCUGUAUUUAAAUCAAAUUGGAGAGCUGAAAGACCAAGGCUCAAAGUCAAGGACAGAGCUGGAAAGGCUUCAAGAGGAUUUUCGCAAGUUACUCGCGCAGAGCAAAGUCAAGCAUUGUCUGGAACAGAAUCGCCAAUUGACUUAUGACCUACUUGCAAGCCACGGCGACACAGAGAACAUGAUCUUCUUUGCAAUGAUCAUGCAGGAUUAUGGAAGAGUUAUCAGCCAUCAUAUACAACAAGAUGACUUCAAGUCUGCUUUGGAAGUUCUUAGAAAGCAGGGUGAUAACGAGCUCUUCUAUAAGUUUUCACCAGUUCUGAUGCAGCAGAUACCAAAGGAAACAGUUGAUGCUUGGAAACAAAGGAACCUGGACCCAAGAAAACUCAUUCCGGCUUUGGUCACACACGAGCAACAAACAGAUGUUUCAUACAUACCAGAGGCGAUAGAAUACCUCGAACACUGUGUUUACAGUCUGCUAAAUGAAGAUCAAGCCAUCCAUAACUAUUUGAUAUCUCUUUACUGCAAGCUUGAUGAUGAGAAACCCUUGCUACGCUAUUUGAUAGGGCGUGGCGAUGACCAAGAUCUUGUUCCCUACGAUAUGAAAUACGCCCUACGACUCUGCUCAGAAAACAACAAGCAAGAGGCUUGUGUACAUAUUUACAGUGCUAUGGGGCUGUAUGAAGAGGCGGUGGAUUUGGCUCUGAAGGUAGACGUUGAGAAGGCCAAGAUCUACGCUGACAAACCAGAAGAAGAUGAUGCUUUGAGAAAAAAGUUAUGGCUUAAAGUUGCGCGACAUGUUGUUGAAAGCCAGUUGGAUAUUGGGAGAGCCAUGGAGCUACUAAAUGAGUGCAAUCUGCUUAAAAUUGAAGACAUUCUGCCGUUCUUCCCUGAUUUUGUUACUAUUGAUCAGUUCAAGGAAGCUAUCUGUAAGUCAUUGCAGGAAUAUAACAAACACAUCGAUCAACUGAAAAACGACAUGCAGGACGCAACAGAUAGUGCUAGGGUCGUUCGGGAAGAAAUUCAUGAAAUAAGAAACAGAUACGGUACAAUAGGAGCCCACGAGAAGUGUGCAGUCUGUCAAUAUCCGCUGCUAACAAGAUCGUUCUACUUCUUCCCUUGUUCCCAUGUGUUUCACUCUGAUUGUCUGGUAAACGAGGUCAGCCACCACAUUAAAGAUAAACAAAGGAAGAAGAUUGAAGAAAUUCAAGCCAAGCUAGCAAACCUUACUCUGACGUCAUCGGCAUCAAUGUCAACUGUCAGUGGGUCAAUCACCCCUGGUAAUGCUUCUGCGAAGGAGCAGCUCAAGUCGGAGCUAGAUGACAUUGUUGCAUCCGAAUGUAUCUACUGUGGUGACGUCAUGAUAAGAUCAUUGGAUAAACCGUUUAUUGAAGAAAGCGAAUACGAUUCGGUCGUUGCUGAAUGGAAUUAAGGUCGAAAAAUCAUCACAAGAGAUCAAGUGAGAACAUGGAUGGUUUCUACGUGUUUUCUACCAUAGAUAGCUUGACAAUAUAUGCCAUGAUAUUUUGUGGAAAUGGCGUUGUAAAGGGACAUGUACAUCGGAACUGGAGGCACAAUAUUCAUGUGCCCAAAUGUUUUGAAAAUGCCCCCUUUCUUAGAAACACCGGCUUUAGGACUUUUGGUAAAGCCGCCCUACUUUUAGCCCCUAUGUUUGAGAAAUACUGCCCCUUUCCACCGUUGCUGCAAGAGAUUAUUUUUUCAGUUUUUGUUAAUAUGUGUAAUUUAUGUAAUUUCAUGUUUCAUCUCUUAUAAAGGAAACGAGAUUGGGUUAGAGCACCCCUGAAAAAAUGAAUAUCUAAUAAUGUAUUGGAGCACAGAUAAAAAUUUUCAAUCGUAGAAAAUUUUUUCGACGGAUAAUUGUACAGGAGGCACGGUCUCCGUUAAACUAACCCCUCUCAACUUAAGCUUUCCCUGCAGUGUAGCUAGUUGAUAUGCGGAGUUUCUUCCUCUUUCAUUUUUUUUAAUUUAAUGGACUAUUAUUUUAAGCAACUUGAAAGAGAAGCUCUUGUUUGCAAAAAAAACUGUCGGGAUAAAUUUUUCUUGCAUACAAAUGAAUCAUAAUUUAUUUGGAAUUAUUCGUAAAUAUACAGUAUUCUAGUUUAAAUGCAAUAAUAAUUUAGUGAAUUCAAAAUCACACAUGAUCGUCGGCUAUGAUCAAUUUUCAGAGAGAAUUUAUUAUUACGCAAUGCCGAAUAAUAACCUUUGGUUAGCAUUCACAUUAA
Messenger RNA from Rhopilema esculentum, 4349 nucleotides. The record is from RefSeq and is a predicted model, not a curated record. Lineage: Eukaryota; Metazoa; Cnidaria; Scyphozoa; Rhizostomeae; Rhizostomatidae.